AGAAAAAAGAAAUUUGUAAAAAAGAAAAUAGAAUCUGCUAAUCUCUUCCUCUGGUCUUCCUCGCUUCCUUCUCCGCAUCACUCGCGCUCGAAUUUCAUAGCACCUUUCUCCAUCUCUCCUUCUUCUUCUCCUAUCGUCAGAGCUUGAGAAAAAAAUCUUGGUUCAAUCUUCAGGCUUCAGUUUUUAUCGGAAUGUCUUCGUCCGGUGGCAACUCUGGCGACGGAGCUGGCGGUGGCGCCGCCUCCCAUGCCCCUCAACUCUACUUCUGCUAUACCUGCAAUCGUACGGUAACCAUUACUCCCUCAUCAUCCUCCGAUCUUUUAUGCCCCAACUGCAACGAUAGCUUCGUUGAAGAAAUGGAAAGCCCAAACCCUAACCCUAGCCCUGUUCCCAAUCCUUUCCUCUCCUUCACAUCCGAGACAUUUCCGCCGUUCAGCACCGGUGGCGGUGGAAAUGGCGGUUUCCCCAUCAUAUUCUCCACGACAUCAUCAUCUGGUGGCAUUGGCGGUGGCGGUUCUAUGAUGAACGAUCUAUCAGCGCUAUUGGGAGGCGGUUCUCUUCGAUCGUCGUCCUUGCAAGACCCUGACGUUUUUAAUCCCUUGCUUUUUCUCCAGAACUAUCUUCAAAGCGCUAAUGUUCAAUUGGUAAUCCAAAACGCUUCGGGAGAGGCGUUUCAUCCCCCUUCCAAUUUCAAUCUUGGCGACUACUUCUUCGGCCCUGGUCUCGAGCAGUUGAUUCAACAACUUGCUGAGAACGAUCCGAACCGUUAUGGAACCCCUCCCGCUUCUAAGUCGGCGAUUGAGGCACUUCCAGAUAUCAAGAUUUCGGAGGAAUUGUUGGCUUCGGAUUCUUCGCAGUGCGCUGUGUGCAAGGAUACGUUUGAGCUCAACGAGGUGGCGAAACAGAUGCCUUGCAAACACAUUUAUCAUGCAGAUUGUAUAAUUCCUUGGUUGGAAUUGCAUAAUUCUUGUCCAGUAUGUCGAUAUGAAUUGCCCACAGAUGAUCCCGAUUACGAGCAAAGGACUCGUGGGUCUUCAGCUCCUAAUCGAAGUCAAAGCGAAAGUCAACCCUUUGGCGAUUCUUCCACUGUUGGGGAAAAUGUUGGCGGAAGCGAUCCUAAUUCCGACGAGAAUUCACAAACUCAACAAAUGGGAGAGCGGAGGGUUAGGAGGAUAGCUUUUCCUUGGCCUCCCAGAGGUUUUGGUUCAGCCGCUGAGACUAGUAACAGCGGAGGUGGCAACAAUAGUGGAAAUAGCGACGAACCGAGCUCCAGAAAUAGGGGAAGCCAGAGCUCUUCAGAACCAAUGCAGGAAGAUCUCGAUUGAUGAUUACUGGUGUUGCAAGUGAUUUGAAUCUGGAAAACCAUUACUGAAUAUAGAAAACAUCCUUAUAUGUUAAUUAUUAGAGCUUUUCCAUUUAUGAAAUUUGACUAUAAUAAUCCAUAGGUAAAGGUCCUUCUAUUUCCAUUUUAGAGUUCAGAAUUCUUUGUAGAUUAAGGAAGUUAUGUGCAUUACUUUGUUUGCAAAGGUCUGUAAUACUUUUGCUUCUCUGGGAACCAUUUCAUAUAUUGGAAUGUCGUCUGCUUCACAUGUGACUUUUCUCA
This is a messenger RNA of Benincasa hispida (wax gourd), 1603 nucleotides long. Its product is annotated as E3 ubiquitin-protein ligase RING1-like. Gene Ontology annotation, molecular function: ubiquitin protein ligase activity. NCBI's taxonomy places the organism in Eukaryota, Viridiplantae, Streptophyta, Magnoliopsida, Cucurbitales, Cucurbitaceae. Gene Ontology annotation, biological process: protein ubiquitination. Gene Ontology annotation, cellular component: cytoplasm. The record is from RefSeq and is a predicted model, not a curated record.